Messenger RNA from Schistocerca serialis cubense, 606 nucleotides. Its product is annotated as insulin-like growth factor II. The coding region runs from base 1 to 606 and encodes 201 amino acids. The record is from RefSeq and is a predicted model, not a curated record. Gene Ontology annotation, molecular function: hormone activity. The transcript is spliced from 3 exons. Gene Ontology annotation, cellular component: extracellular region. Lineage: Eukaryota; Metazoa; Arthropoda; Insecta; Orthoptera; Acrididae.
AUGCGCACGCUGCUGGCCGUGUUGUGCGUGGCCUGCGCCAGUGCCCUCCUCUGCCCCCGGGCGGCGGCCGAGCAGAGGCUGCGCGUCUGCGGCCGAGAGCUGGCCGAGACGCUGAGCCUGCUCUGCAGGGACCGCGGCGGCUUCAACGACCCACCCCCGCCGCACCAGCGCGCCCCCGGCGGUGUGGCGCGGCAGGGCGGCGUGGCGGACGACUGCUGCCGCCUGGGCUGCUCGCUCAGCACGCUGCUGCGCUACUGCAAGUUCGACGACGUGGUGCAGCCGUCUCGGGCGCACAGCGACGGCGACGACGGCGGCGGCGCCUGCGUCGACGGCGACGAAGAACUGUUGAGCCUGCAGCUCCUGCACGGGUGCGUAGCCACUGCCUCGCGGCCGAGUCGCCAGCGUCCCGUCCCGCGGAGGCCUCAGCGCCAGCGCCCUCGUCAGCGGGUUCGUCAGCCCCCUCGUCAGCCGGCUCGUCAGCCGCCGACGACCCCCGCGACGCGGCGCCCCGUCGUCAGAGGCACGGCGACGCCCUACUUCGCUGGCCGGCCCGUCGCCGUCGUCCUCACCCCUCCGCACACUCAGCGCCAGCCGGCGACCCUCUAG